Molecule: messenger RNA, 7954 nt
Organism: Crotalus tigris (Tiger rattlesnake)
Lineage: Eukaryota; Metazoa; Chordata; Lepidosauria; Squamata; Viperidae
Gene: FIGNL2
Product: fidgetin like 2
Exons: 2
Coding region: 234-2396 (720 amino acids)
Molecular function (GO): ATP hydrolysis activity; microtubule severing ATPase activity; ATP binding
Source: RefSeq, a predicted model, not a curated record
CAGAGGGGAGGCGCGCAGCCUGGAACUGCUCGCUUGACUGGCCGAAGGAGCAGCAAUCUCGGCGGCUCGGGUGCUGCGCCGUCCCAGCCGGGUGGCAAAGAGGAUGCGGAGUCCCGCGGCCGCCCACAGCGCCGCAGCGCCCGGCUCCGCAGCUGAAGCGCCCCGGCCACGCGGACCAGGUGGCUGCGCCGGGUUCCGCUAGGGACAGGCAGGGAUGAGUAGCUCUGUCAAAGAUGCACUGGACACCAGAGCAUGCCCAGCCCCUGAAUCAGUGGCCAGAGCAGCACCUUGAUGUCUCCUCCACCACCUCCUCACCUGCCCACAAAUCUGAUCUCUACCACAGCAGUCGGCAGCGCUUCAACUAUGCCUGGGCCAAUGAUGACAUCUCUGCUCUGACUGCUUCCAACCUGCUGAAGAGGUAUGCGGAGAAGUACUCAGGAGUCCUCGACUCCCCUUACGACCGGCCAUCAGCACUCAACACCUAUGGGGAUGGUGCCUUCGGACCCCUCAAUGGACAGAAGGGGGAGAUGGAGCCUUGGUCAAUGGCCCACAGCGCCGAAGGAGUUUACCCUCUGACCCCAAUGCAUGAUGGACUGUCCAGCUCCAAGGGGAUUGUCCCUCCUCCUGUCACACCGGGUAACAGUCUUGGUACAUCCCCCGUGGUUUCCACUAACCUGUCUGACUCAAUUUAUCCCAGUAACACUUGUGGGGGACCCACCACAUCUGGCAGCCUCGGGGCAUCUCAGGAGUAUCCGUCGGGCUACAGUGGAGCCUACCUGCCCUCAGGCUAUUGCAGCCAGCCCACUUCAGCACUUCCCCCUCCGCACCCAUCCACCCACCUGCAUAGCUCUGGCCUCUUGCAGCCUAGCCAUCCUUCCACCACCCUUGUCCCUGGAUAUACUUCUUCAGGACCCAUGUACAAUUACGCUUCAGGGAGCUACCCAGCCCAGCCCAGUUAUGGUGCCAUCCACCCUCCCCAUCCUUCAGCUUCAUAUUUACCCACAGGCAUUGCUGCCCCCACACCCAUCCCUCCUUCCUCUCGCCCUCCUGUGGUCCCUGGUUACAGCUACCAGAGUCCUCUCUCUGUAGCACCCUUGAGUGGUGAAUCAGGGAGCUCUUUGAAAAGAAAGGCCUUUGAUAUCGCUGGCGGGGAGGACGAUGGCGAAGGCAGGUAUCGCAAAUACAGCUAUGAGCAACCAAAGUCCCCAUAUCAGAUGUCCGACAAUGGUGAAUGUAGAGGGAAUGGAUUCAGCCGGAGCUCAGAGGUGCCUUUCAAAGGUGGGAAAAGGCCAAGUGGAGCAGGAGUGGUGGCAACCACAGUGGCUUCCGAGGAGCCCAUUGGAAAGUUCAACAACCAGGCUAUGAAAGGAAUGGUCUCUCCAGCUUACAGUGUUAGUGAAGCCCCACUGAGGGCUAGUGAGAGCUUUGAGAAAUUCACUCCUCCAGCUGCCAAUGGGGAGCAUGAGGGGGACUCCUUUGCUCUAAGGAUGCAGCCCAAAACGUCAGCAUUCAGUGGUGACAAUAGCAGCCAGCCAGUAGAAGAACAGCUGAAAACCAUGGACCCUUUCAUUCUGGAAUUGGUGAACAACAAAGUAAUUGACUGUGGCCCUCCAGUCCAGUGGACGGACAUUGCAGGACAAGUCUCUGUCAAAGCUGCCAUUGAAGAAGAGCUUGUAUGGCCCAUCCUGAGGCCUGGCGCAUAUACUGGUGCAAGCCAACCACCUAGAACCAUCCUGCUUUUUGGGCCUCGUGGUGUAGGGAAGACCCUGCUGAGCAGGUGCAUUUCUACCCAGCUGGGAUCUACCCUGUUGAAGCUCAGUGGGACAGCCUUAGUCUCCAAAUGGAAGGCUGAGGCUGAGAAAAUCCUACAGACCACCUUCUUUAUAUCCAACUGUAGGCAGCCUGCUGUUAUUCUCCUCACCGACUUGGAAUCUGUCCUAGAAGACGCUGCCAUCUUGAAGUCCCAGUUGCUCACCUACCUGGACAAGCUUGCUACCUCAGCUGAGCAGAAUGUGGUUGUCAUAGCAACUACCACCAGGCCUGGUACUCUGGAUGAAGCCACCCAAAGAAGGUUUGCCAAACGAUUUUACAUCUCCCCGCCAGACAGCAUUGCAAGGCGGCAGAUUCUGCACCAUGCUUUAGCUCAGCAAAACUACUGUCUCAGUGAGAGGGAGAUGGCCUCCAUUGUCCAACUUACUGAAAGCUACUCGGGCAGUGAGCUCCUCCAGCUCUGUCAGCAGGCAGGGACCAACAAACUGCAUAGCCUGCCUGGCCAAAUCCAACCCACCUCCUACAAAGAUUUCGAAAGUGUUUUCUGCAAGAUCCACCCUGCUGUCUCUCAGAAGGAGUUGGACCUGUAUGUGGAAUGGGAUAAAAUGUAUGGGUCUCACAAUUAGUGUGGAAGCGCCUGUUCUUCUUUCCAAAUAAUGUUUAAUCUUUUUGAGAGGAAGCUACUGGAAACAUUGAAUUCUCUGUUUGCUCUUAAAGGUCUUGGGGCGCUGUGGGUUCCAGUUUCUGAGAGUCUCAUAUCUCCUUCCCUAUGAAAACAUGGGAAAGGGUGAGAAGUAGUUUUCAUCUCUUUAAAAGCAAAAAGCCACACCAAUUGGAUGCAAGUCCUCCCCUAGACUGACAUGCAGCUUGUUUCUUUAAAAAUGACUGAAAGUUUAUGUGGUGGUUGUCAGAUCUCUAUGUUAAUGAAAAGUAGUUGCUCAAUGAACUCAGGAUAACCUAUUUAUUAUUGAUCUGUUUUUCUAAUCAACCCUUUCCAGACAGCAUUGUAAAAUAUUCUGCCAGGUAUUACCCCGUUUCCAGCUCCUUUUUAGUGCUGCACACCUCAAACACUUCUGUCUGACUCUUCACAUUUCUGUUGCAGCCUCUCUCUAUCUUUUUACCCUGGAGAAACUCUUGAAAUAAUGUUCAGGUCUCAGGGAAGCCCUGCAUAAAAAUAGCCAAAAAAGAAGAAGAUACAAAUACCUCACAAUUCAAUUCACUUCUAACCUACACCAUCCACAUUUUAUAAUAUUUACAACAGCAAAAUGGCAGGCUGGCAGCAACAUCGUGGUGUAUAAAAAUUCCCACCACUAUCAAUGCUGGUGUUGCCUGGCUUGCAAAGUUCCCAAAAAACAAAUUUUUUUUCCAAGCAUGAUGUCUGGCAGAAUCCCAUGAUUUUGUCAAACUCUAAUUAGGGAAGGUUGUCCUAUAGGUAACAACCUAUGGGUCAUUCACUUAUUAUUUCUCAACAGACUCAUUUUUCAGAGGCAUAUCUUACCAUAAAGCAGAUGGCAUCAAUAUGUUUUGAGAGAAGGGGGUUGGGAUAUUUUAAAAAUGUAGAUUGUUGAAUAAGCUAGGCUCUUUUUUAUUUUUCUAAUGUAUGUAGUAGUGGUUUUUUCCCUUUUUUUAACUACUCAGGAAAAAUAAUUUACCUCAAAAAAUAAAGAAUGUUUGCAUUUUUUUUAACUCAAGGAAAAUAAAAAUGAUUUGGAGGGAUUACAAAUGUGCUUUAUAAGGUGCACAAGAGAAAAAAAAGCAAGAAUAAACUUGAAGUUGUUACAAAGGUGAAAGUUGAAUGUAUUUCAGGGGUGUUUCACAAUAUAUAAUGCCAUAACUUACUUUCUUUUUGUUUAAAGAAAGCAUUUUUGCCAUAGCAUUUAGGUGGAGUAAUGUGUCUUCAAAGAAUAAGAAGUAUUAGUAUUGUAGUUUCAAAGCCAUGGCUAGUACCACUUUUUAAAGGAAUCUUUUUAUCACAUUUCCAAAUUCCAAAUGGCCAAGUCAUGUUUCCUUUUCCUAUGCUUUUCAUAGGACCUCAUAUAGUAAGAUUUCCAUAAUAAAAGAAAAUGUCCAUUUGAGAUUCCCAAAAUAUUUUGAGGCAAAGCAAAACAAAACAUGGACCUGUGGUCCCUGUCAAAUUAUCCCAAGGGCCAUGGCACAGUCUCUAACUUGGUUGCCCUCAAAUUCCUGGUUGAAUCUUCCAGAAUUCUCCAGCUAACAUGGGCAUUUCUGAGAAUUCUAGGAGCCAGACUGGGGAAACCUGGCCUAUAGGAUUCAAUGAGUGUCUGCAUGUGGAGAAGGAAGUUAGUAGAUGAAUAAUGGUGCCCUUUUAGGUUCUUCGUUCAAGAUUGAGAAGCUUCUACUAAAUCUAAUCCUCUGAUCCAGGGGUCUUCAAACUUGGCCCUUUUAUGACUUGUGGACUUCAACUCCCAGAAUUCCUCAGCCAGGCAUGCUGGCUGAGGAAUUCUGGGAGCUGAAGUCCACAGGUCAUAAAAGGGCCAAGUUUGAAGACCCCUGCUCUGAUCCAUCCCAGAGCAGGGGGAAGGUACGUCAACUAUGGAGCUAGAACAUUUAUUUCCAACCAUCCCUGCACAAUUUGUUUUUUUCUGCCUCUUGCAUUUUUGCCCCCUGACCUGGGAGUCACAAUUUAAGAGGUAAUCUAUGUAGGUUUAUACUCUGUACUGUUCCAUUUAUAGGUUUGUGUGUAAGUAAAUGGAGGGCAUGUCUUGUAAAUGUUUCUGUAAGUGAAUAAUGUUACCCUCUGUGUAAGCAUAUAAGAAAUCCUGCCUUUAUGAAAAUACAGUUGAAAAUGGAAUCAUGUGACUUAGGAGAGACUUGUACCUUCUCAAGCAGGAGAUACAUGGCAGGAGACUCUCAUGUGCCUACUUUGCAUUGUCAUUUUGUUGUUAUUGUUGUUACAGUAUGUUGCCAUACUGAAUAAUUCUAAUAGAGUGGUGUGUUUCUCAACUUCAGCAGCUCUAGGAUGUGUAGACUUCAACUUCCAGAAUUCCCCAGCAAGCAUGCAAUUAAAGGUGCUUGAGGUUGAGAAACACUGAGAUAGAACCUGCUAGUUUAAUAUGUAUAUCCCAGAUUGAGUAUAAUAUGAGGCCUCAAUGUAUACACCUGCAGAGUUAAGUCAUCUUUUGUCCCCAUCUCCCCUCAAAAUCCUUCAAACCCCAAAGUUAGUUUUGGAGAAGAAACUGACAAUUCUUGCAUCUAAAUAUUCCCAUUUUGUAAAAGUUUACAAAAAACACUUCUUGGAAUAUGGAGAGAAAUUGAUCAAAGGUAAAUCUCCAAAUAUUAAAAUUACUAUAGUAGAUAGGAACCAUCUGACUAUAUGGGAAAAUAAGUUAUUAAAAAGUUUAUAAAGAAUUUCAUUUGUAUAUUCAUAGUGCAGUAAGUCAAACCUAAGUUCCCUAUUGAGGAGUAGGCUGGAUUUUAAUGGCACCCAGACUCUUUCUACAAUCCCUGGAAUUCUGCCUUCCCCUCAAAACUGCCUUGCCAAAAUGCGAUAGCAAACCAAUAAUGUGUUUUCCUUUUCCACAAAUAGAGAGUAAAAAUACAAUAGAGUUGUUAAAUUCCAUCAGAUAGAAGACACCUGUUUAGGUGGAAGCUUCUCAGGUGAGAUAUACUUCUUUUGCCAAAGUACUGGUUUAUAAACCACAAUGCCUUAGAGCAGUACCAAACAUUAUGGCUUAGUGCAAAUUCUGAUGCCAGCAGGAGUCUUGUUUGGGAUACAUCAAUAUCUACUCUAUUUCAAAUAUAGCUAAAUCUGGAUCCAACCCAAAUCCAUGUGGACAGAACCAGAGAAAUGUAAUUGGCUUAAGAACUAUUAGGGGAUGAGUGACAUCUUUAAAUAGGUACUUUAGAGAUACUUCCAUAUUCUACAGUUAUAAGGAUAUCUCAAUAAGGUCAAUAUAAUUUGCAUGUAAAGCACAGCAUUAAAGUAGGAGACAGAACAAGCACUCGCAUUUGCAUUUAGCACUCAAUGACAGGCUCCCUUGCAAUGUCUUACUGGUGACUUCACACCUCUUCCUUCUUCUUCUUCUUGUGCCAUAUCCUUUAUCGGACGUUGGCGAUCAUGUUGGCGAUCCUGUUUUUAUCAGCAGCUUCACGAAAAAGUGCUGCUGAGUUUUGUCCAAACCAGUCCCUUAGAUUCUGAAACAUCUUAUUACUGUAAAUUAAUUAGCCAAAGUAAAUAAUAAUCCCAUAUGGUUUAGAACAGGUGGGGAACUAUGGCCUUUUUAUGACUUAAGGACUUCAACUCCCAGAAUUCUAGAAAUUGGUCAUAGUUCCUCAGCCCUGUUUUAGAAGAAGCCAGAAAUUCCGCUUAACAUCUCUAAAGAUCAUCUCUUCUUUAAUCAAGAGAUGGACUUCUUUGCAAGUCUAGUUAUCAGAUUAGGAAUUUAAAUUAUAUAAGGGAUCUGGAUUUUAUUAGCUGCUUAAGGAUCACAGUUGAGAUGAUCCAGAGACAAAACCAAAGCAAAGAUUAACUACUUGAUUCCAUUUAGGAUUUUUUCCCUGUACCAAAUGAAAACAAACAUUGCUGAGUUAAAAAGCUGGCUGAAAGUUGUAAACCCUACAGUUGUGGCUUAAGCAGUCAAUUGUCAUUUAUGUUUCUGUUAAACCAAAGCACUUAAUAUCAGAAAAACAGAGCUGAUUCAGAAGACUCCCAGUUCAGAUGUGGAUUUAAUGGGUGUCUUUGGAUAAGUCACAAUCUUCCAACCUCAUUUUUCCCAUUUUGUAAUGGAGACCUGUCUCUCUCAGACUUUAAGAGGAUUUCAUUAGGCACUUUGCAUACAAUAAAUACUAUAUUGAAAAAAAGACCAACCUCUUCAUCCAUCGAUCACUGAAUGGACCACUCAAUAAAAGUCCUCUCUAAAUGUUGAUUUAAGAGCUGAUGCUCACGCUUCCAUCUAGGUCAGCCCUUGAUGCUAUAUAAUUGGACAGUGUAAUCAUCUGCUUGGAAAAUAUUGCAUUUGGGAGAAUUUGCAUAACAGAAAAGUAAGGGUUAAACUUCCAGUCUUCCCAUUUGUUUUUGUUUUUUUUCUUUCCAGCUUUUAGCCCCUUGGCUCCUUACUGUGAAAACCAAAAAUGUGGAGAAGAAAGAGGAUCACAGAAGUGAUCCUUGAUCCUUUUAUUAGGUGAAGACCUUUCAUUAGGUUUAUGUGUAUUAAUAGUCUAUCAUACAGUUAUUUAGUUUGCAAAUCUGAAACUAAAACCCACAAAGAGAUAAAUUGUAUGAUAAAUUUAGGACAAUCAAACCCAUGGCACCCAUUCUGGUUAAAUUUGAUAUUUUAACAAAUAUCUUUACUGCUACUAUGGGUCUUGUUGAUUCAUAGCCAUCUUUUGCCCUAAGAUCUCUUAACUCCUAAUAAUAAAUGAAAAAAAAAAUCAAUUACCAUCAAUGUUAAAACCUGCUGUAGGUUAAAUAGUAAUGGGAGAUGGUUGAUUUUCUUAGUAAGAAAAUUCAGUUUGAUCAGUUAGCACUUUAUUUUGGAAUUAAUGGAACAUUAUUCUGAUCGAGGUUUAUUUUUUUCUUAUAUUUAUAUUUUCCUGCCGUUAUUAUUGCUUUGUGAAAACCUCUCUCUCUUUUGUAUAUUCCAUCUCUUUUUUAUUCAUUAUAAUGUCUGUUGAUUUUUCCUUUCUAAUUCACAUGCCCUUAUUUUUUGUUGUAUUCUCAAGAUCACCUGGCAAUUUAUAAGUCAUUGUGAGCCUAGUGAUUGAUAAACAUUUGUAGGGAAUUUUCUGAUUUUUUUUUCUCACUGAGGAAGCAACCUGAAAUGUUGUUUUUCCCCAAAUCAGAGGUCAGCUGCACAUUCACUUAACAGUCAUUUUUCCUGAACAUUUUUUUAAAUGAAGGAUGGGAAGAACAAAUAAGGGAAGCUGUUCUUCCUUCUGUCUGUCCCAGCUAGACCCUAGAAUUACUUCCACAAGCUGAAUCAUAUGACUGGAAUGGGGGGGGGGGGAACUGCCAGAAAACUAGAGGAAAUAGCUGGAAUGGAAGGUUUCCAGGGAAUAAUAAACUGGAAGAAGAGUUAAGUACUUCUGUAGUUUUCUGCAGUCCUCAAAUAGUGCUCAACUUACAACCAGUCAUUUAGCGACUAUUCAAAAUUACGAUCACACUUAUAACCAGUGGUGGGAUUCAAAUAUGUGAACAACUGGUUCUCUGUGUGGAAGCCGCUUC